Messenger RNA from Closterium sp. Yama58-4, 7113 nucleotides. The record is from the annotation of a GenBank genome assembly. Lineage: Eukaryota; Viridiplantae; Streptophyta; Zygnematophyceae; Desmidiales; Closteriaceae.
AUGCCGUCGUCUACGAGCCUCCGCUCCUCCUCCUCUCUCUCCUCCACUCCCUCCGCUCCCCUCGCCCACUCCCGCUCCGGCGAAUACCCCUACGCUCCUCCCCAUCCCGCCAUCGUGUCGUCUCAUAACGAGUACGCUGACGACAGCCACUCCGCGUAUCAUCAAGGGGCGGCGUACCCCCCUGUUGUUCCACCGUCAAACCCGCGGGAUCCCGCACGGAAACCGCGGUGGUACAGGAAGGUGCCGUGGCUGGCGCUGACAGUAUUAAUCGCCUGCAUAGCAGUCUUUAUUGUGACCAUGGCGGUGAAUGAUUGUCCGUCGAAGCCGCACCCGCAAGGCCAGAGCUGCGUGCUGCCUUGGCUGGGUCGCUUCUCCUUCGAGCCGCUCAAUAUCAAUCCUCUCUUCGGACCCACCGCCUUAACGCUUCAGGAGAUGGGCGCACUGAACAGUAACCUGGUUACCAACUACCACCAGGGCUGGCGGCUGCUGACAGCCAUGUGGUUACAUGGCGGCGUGGUGCAUCUCGUGUGUAACCUCCUCGGCAUCGCCUUCCUGCUCAACCGCCUCGAAAAGGAGUUCGGCCUGUGGCGGCCGACCGCUAUCUACCUUCUCAGUGGCGUCUUUGCUGCUGUCUUCUCCUGCCUCUUCCUCGACACACAGAUCAGCGUGGGUGCAUCUGGAGCGUUGUUUGGGCUGGUGGGUGCGUGCCUGUCGGAACUGCUGAUCAACUGGAAGCUCUACGACAACAGGUGUUCAGCGCUGAUGACGCUAAUCAUCCUCAUAGUAAUCAACCUCGCCAUCGGUCUCAUGCCCUACAUCGACAACUUCGCCCACAUAGGCGGCUGCAUCGCCGGCUUCUUCCUCGGCUUCGCUCUCCUGCUCAAACCCCAGCAUGGCUUCAUUGACCUCCGGGAUAGCUCCGGGGUGGCGACGGCGACGGCGAUUGCGGUGUCGGGGGGUGAUCCCGUGACUAAGAAGCAUUCUACGUGCCAGGUCUACACGCGGAUUCUUUCCGGAAUAAUCUUUAUGGCUCUCUUCUCACUCUGCAUGGCGGUGCUAUUUACCAAGGGCAAUGUGGCUUCAGACUGCACGUGGUGUCGCUACAUGUCGUGUGUGCCCACCCCUUGGUGGACCUGCGACCCCAAUGCCCCAGGCACACAGGGCCAAGGGCCUGUUUGCCAGGUCCGGUCGUAUCAAAAUGGCACUGGUGCGCUGGUGUGCACCAAUCAGACAAUGCUUGCCGUACCAAACAUCACAUCGAUGGCCAAUUAUGACCUGCGGUUUCGUCGGCACUAUCCUCUCUCUCCAACUGACGGUUUCAGGUCUUCCGCGAACUUCCAUGGCGUGAUGGCCGGCAGUUUCGCAGGCGCCAUGAAGCAGCGUCGAGGGUCAAACGAGCUCUUGCAUCAGCGCCGGCGCAGGCUGAGUGGAAAGAAGCACGCGCACCUGCGGGACAAUCUCCCCCUCUUCGCGCUAUUUCUCUGUGCCGUUGCCCUGCGCUUUCUUUUUCUGGCGCGAGAAUUCCUCUCCGCGCACGAGUUUGCGCUUUCGGGGAAGAGCUUUUCCAGCUGGUGGCCUCUCUCGAGUGGUUCCGGUAGCGAAGCUGCUCAUAGCGAAGCUGCAAGCGCAAGCGCUUUUUGCUCGAAUACUGACGACAUUGAAGCGCCAGAUAUGCAGUCUUAUGGAGUCUGGUCUGACAGCAGACGUGCUUGUUCCAGAAUUCGAACCGACGACCUUUCCUUCUCCAACAUUCACCUGCACAAUGUGGCAAUUCAAGGCACCGAGAUUCACUUUUAUGGCAUCGAUGAGGCUCGGUGGCGUCCGAACCUGGAGCGCAGGCUUGUGCCGUACCGGCAUUUGGUGGAAUGGGGAGAGAAGCAAAGUCCUAUUUGGACGUUAGUGUUCCACAAUAGCACACUGGACGUUAAACGGAGCUGCCAGCAGCGGGUUGAUGCUCCCACUGUGGUGGUGAGUCUGUGGCACGUGGACAACGCGUUUCACGUGCUCAACAACAACCUGCUCCCUGCCAUGCUCCACCUUCUGGAGAUGGGCGCGCUCCCCCGCAUGCCACUGCCACCACGCGCCGCUGCUGCCUCGGACCAGAGGACAGCAGCUGGUGAGGGCAGUGGCACCGGAGGGAGUGAUAGUCGGAACAGCAGCAGCAGUGGCAGUGGCAGUGGCAGUGGCAGUAGUGCUGGUGCCAGCUAUGGUGGUCCGAGAAGCAGUGACACUGCGCGGAGCCGAAAGGGUCUGACCGGCUGCCAUGGGUCGUCUUCUCUUGGCUCGUCCACUAAUCGCUUCUUACAGCGCGUGCAAGAGAGGUUGGUGGAAACCAUGGAGAGACACACAAGUAGCGGAGCAGGCCAGGAAAGAUCACGUGCAGGCGGCAGCAAAGGUGGGUUUCACUCAGUGGGGCAGGAUAAGGCAGUCAGCGGAUUGGGUUUACUGGAGGGGAGGGAAGGGGCGGAAUGGGGGCAGGACGAGGAGGAAGGGCUGCGAGUGUGCAUGCUGUUCUACCUUGGGGAUGAGCGACUCAACCAGUAUCCCUCAUCAGCCCUGGCGAUCCUAUGGAGAUUAUUCCAGUGCAGGAUUCGGCUGAGCGACACCCAGGGUUUGAGCCGGCGAAUCUGCUUCCGCCACCUGGCGUAUGGCCAGCGUGCAGUGUUUCCGUUUUACAACAGCUCCUCCUUUCUCCCUGGCUUUGAGAAGUUCCCCACUGUCAUAGCAGCCUAUCGCUCCCUCGCAUUCUCCCUCUUCAACAUUUUUCCAGCUGCCCGAGAUGUGGUUCCAGGGCCUCACAGCCAAUCGGAAGCUAGGGAUGGUACCCCAAGAAGGACCUUGGAAUCUCCGAUUGCUGGGCCCUUGUUGGCCAAUAAUGGCAGCUUGGCAGUUCAAGGGCCAAAGGCAGCAUCAGCAGGAGGAAAGGGACAACUUGAUGGGAGUUCAGGUAGUGAAGAAUUAUCGGUGUCAGAUGCAGGGAGCCUUGAUGGAACACACAUCUCAGCUUUCGGCGACGAUCGUUACGUUACAUUCAUUGAUCCGUGGGUGGAAGCCAUGGGUCGCAACGGCUUCCAUUGUGUUGUGCCCUGCUGUGACUUCGCAAACGAGCCCAUUGAGAAGCACCUGGCUCUUUUCUCUGCGGCUCAUAUAAUGGUGGGUCUGCAUGGAGCAGGGCUCACCAACGCCUUAUACAUGUCACCGGGUCGGCUCUUAGUGGAGUGGCAUGAUGAGUUUGCGUUGGGCACUGGUGGUAAGGAUCGGGAGCUGUUGUUUCACUGGGUGGCCAAGCAUUCAGAUCAUGAAUCGUUGUUCGACAAAACUAGGGAUUUCGCAUCGUUCCUCGGAGGAGGUGGGAAGUCCGCUGGUGUUAGGGUGCGGUCCGGGGGAGUGAGAGUUCUAGUCGGUGGCGGAGAUGACGUGGCAGUGGCGGCAGCGGGGGAAGUAGAGGGGGAAGCGGAGGCGGAGUUGUUUCCAUGCGGGACUGAGCAUGCGGUCGUUGGGGGCCUUGCGGGUCGAAGUGCGAGUCAGCGAAGGGAAUCUGGUGGUAACAAUGGCGUGUGGCGAAACGGAGUUGAUGCUUCGCAUCGGGAUGAGAUGUGGGCCGACAUGCUCUUGCAGGAACUCGAGCAAGCCUCUGCCAACCAGCCGGUUACUUUGUCGGUCGGCGGCAAGUCUAACGGCGAGAGCGCGACGCGCCGUCAAUCGACUGAAGCGGCGUCUCGAGAAGCGCAGUCUCCAACGCGCGACGGCCCUCGAACUCUAGGGUUGGGGGAAAGCAUUAGCGGAAGCGGGCGGAAGAGAGAGCAGGCGGAGCGGAGUCCGCUUGACGGCUUGCAGUUGGGCGGUGGGGGAGGAGGUUGCGGCGGUCAGGGCUUUUCGUUUUCUCCUGUCGGCAAUCCCAAGGGUCAUCAGAAGCGUCAGGAGACGAACCCUGGGGGAUGCGCGGAGGGAGUGACUGCACGCAAUGUGACUGUAGGCGUGGAGAGUCGACGGGAUGGUCAGUACGACGGGAGGAGUUCACUCGGAGGGGGGGAUGCUAGAGUUGUGACUGAAACGAGACCUUUGGGAUCCGUGGGGAAGGAAAGGGAUAAGGAAUCGUCGGAAGGCGAUGAGCGCGAGCGUGAGAGGGAAGGAGACAAGGCGGCACGGGACGGGAUUCAGCGGGGAAGCGAGGGAGGAUGGGAGGGGUGGGAGAAGAUGGUGGGGGCAGGAGAAGGGAUUUGCGCGCACGAUCAGCAGCAGCAGCCGCAUGGGGACUUUGAGGCGUCUCAGAACCACAAACAGCAGCAGCAGCAGCAGCAGCAGCAGCAGCAGCCGCCGCCGCCUUCGCAGAACGUAUUUGGCGGCGACGCGCAUCGGCCUGUGGAGUAUCGAGUCACGGCGUGCGAGGAGGGGCGCCGCCCGCCCGCGUGGAAGCCGGCGGCGUCCGCGGGGCACUUAAAGCGCGACGACGACCUCACUCUAAAAGCGUUCCUCAAAGGCGGCAGAAGACGCCACGGAGGCGGUUCGGUGCGCGGCGCGCAGACGUGGCGGGCGGACGAUAUUGCGGACGCGUGGCGGGUGGCGGAGGGGCUUGCGGAGAUGGAGCGCGUGCGGCGGGAGCAGGCGGGACGGGGUGCGCAUCCCACCUCUGGUUCCGCAAACCCGCCCGCUACCACUUAUGCGGCGGCGGCUGGCGCCAUUCAGCGGUUCCCUGCUGCGGGCAGCCCCGCCGCCUGCUUCUCCCCUUAUGCCAGUGGAAGCGCCGCGGUGAAGGACAAUGGCGCGCCAGGGGGUGGGCUCGCGCGGAACGACAGCGCGCGGAAGGGCAAAGCGGCGGUUGCGGACGAGUCUUGCGGGUUUGACCGGUGCGCGAGUAGCGAGUGCACUGGCGGAUCGUCGCAGGGGGAAAGCUCAAGGUCGCGCGGAGGGGGAAGGGCGCGCGGGGAGGGGAAGAGGCGGAAGGGUUCGCGCUUGUCAGGCGGAGGGGAGCGGAAGGGGAAGGUGAAGGCCGCUGGCGCUGCUGCAGGCGAUGCUGCUAUUGGCGCUGAUGUUACUGCCACGACCGAUAUGAGCAUUAGGGAAAAAGCGUCCGCGCAGGGCGUUAAAAGCGGAGGGGGGAGGGAGAAGCGCGGAGUAGAAAUGCGCGCUGACGUGGCAGGGAAGGGCGCGGCGCAGCAGAGCGAGAAGGCGAAGCAGAUGGAGCGGAACCUCAAGGUAGCGUCCGCGCAGCUUCUCACCCUGCAGAAAUGGGACGAGGGGUCAAGAGACCUUGCGGUGCGAUGGGCCGUGUGGCUCUUAAGGCUAAUUCGCAAGUCCGCCCCCACGCCCCCCCCACACUCCAUCCGCCUCCUCCUCUUCUCUUCCAUUCUCAUGACUCUCCCUCGGGUAGCCGACUCCCUCCUCCCCCUCACCUCCCUCCCGGGCCUCGCCUGCUCGCCAGCGUCAGGCUCGGCGCCAGGUUUGGUGAAAGGCUUGGCGGGAGGUUCGGCAGCGUCGGAGGCGGUGCGGCAGAUGCUGCGGAGCGUGUGUGCGCUGGUGGGGGCGGUGGGGAGGAGUCAGUCGUCUGCAUCGUUCCGCAAGGGUCUGAUGAGCUUCAAGUCGUGGGCCGCUAAGAAGGCACAAAGUGCAGAGGACCAGAGGGUAGCUCAUGCCUCUGCUGCUCCUACCCCUCUUCCCGCUGCUCCUGUUCCUGCUCCUGAUGCUCCUGUUUCUCCUCCUGCUGCUCCUGCACCAGCUCCUGUUGACCCACCGUCUACCUUUGUGUCGUCACAUCAUAACGGUCUGGACCUCGCGCUGUCUGCACCAGCACCAGCAGCAGCACCAGCAGCACCUGCUCCUGCUCCUGCUGCCGGUCCUGCUGCUCCACCUGCACCUGCGGCAGACAACCCGCUGGCACACCAUCCAGCGCCGCCCCCUCUGAACGCGCACUCGCACCGGGCGUUUGGGUCGGCGCAGAGGAGGAGGCAGAGGGCGGUGGAGCAGCAGGCCAGGGAGCUCUGCAGCGGGCUCUUCUCCCCGUACGGGCGGCACGCCGUGUCUGGUAGCGGCGCCAGCAGCAAACGAUCAGACGGCCCUGCCCCUCCUCUUCCUCCCCCUCAUGUUACUGCCGCCGCUGCCGCUGCUGCUGCUGCUGCUGCUUCUCCCUCUCCUAGUGCAUCUGCCUCCGCAGCAGCAGCAGCGGCGGCGAGCAGUGGGCGCAUGGCCAAAGCCACACCAGCACCCAAGGAUGCAUUAGGAUCAGGGCAUAAGAGCACAGCAGCCCGUGCAGGCACGUCAGUGUGGCUGGGAACCCCUCUGGCUGCUGGCAUGGGGGCGAAGAUCGCUGUUGGUGGGAGGGGCAGCGCCAGUGCUGUUUACCGCGAGCUGUCUUCUCGUUGCGGGAAUGUGGCUCAGACCGAGGCGAGCGCCGUGCCUUACUUCUGGUCCGGGGUUUACCGAACCUGUGGUUCAGGUUUGGCUGGAAGUGUUGGGUUGAGGGCGUGGCAGAAGGGCAGGGUUGAUACAGCGAAUCUGGUCAGGUCGCCCAAGGCUGCUGGUGCUGGCACUGCCGCCGUUGCCGCCGCUGCUGCUGCCGCUGCUGCUGCUGCCGCUGCUGCUGCUGCCGGCACUGUUGCUGCUGCAGCUGCUUCUGCCGAUGCCCCAUCAUCCUCUCCUGUUACUGCUGCCGCAGCAGCAGCAGCAGACGCCAAGGAUGGUGAUGGCAGCAUUGGUGCAAUCCCUACUGUCGGUGUCACAGCAUCCAAUGGGAGCAGCAGCGCAGGGCAAGGCACAGAGAUCAAGACUGAGAUGGACGUGAACGGCUGUGAUGAUGCUACAGCCACGGGCACAGCUAGUGGUGAAGAGGCGUGGGAGGGGGUCUUGGAUCCCGCUGUGGCAGCCAAGAAUCAGCACCCUGUGGGAACGGAACCGAUGGGAUCAGGGCGUGAAGCAGCUGUAGCAGGUGCUGUGACAGGGACAGGGGCAUUGGCAAUGGGAACGGUGGGUGGAGAUACAGUGGGGAGUGCGUACACUCACACGUACACUCACACGGGGUGCACAUCGGGCAGUACAUGGGUGCAGGAGGGCGGGGAGGGCCCUCACAUGGUGUCCCGACCAAGGUCCCGGAGGAAGAUGAUGGCCAAGCGCGAGUGA